AUGUCGGAAAGCAAUGUGACUGAGGAGGUGGUGAUGGCUACCACAAUGUCGCCCAUAUGUUGCAAUGCCACGUUUCCUUUGUUUUAUGUUUUUGUCACGGUAAUUGGCAUCUACUUUCAAAUUGCUACUAUUAUUGUAAGUUUGGCUCCGAAAGGGGAAGUUUCAUUAAAUAUAUCUAUACUUUAACAUUCCUACUUACGUAUAAUAAUUUUUGUUUGUAGGUAUUGAUAAAAGAAUCGUAUUACCGUAACAACAUUAGCUACCGUUUGCUGUGUGUCAUAGGAUUCGAGAACUUGUGUCAUAUGUUGGUGUUCAUGACCUUGAUUCCAUAUGGGUUUACUUGCAAACGACAACGAGAAGUUUAUAUUGCAGUAACGGGUAUUAUUGGCAACUUUUCUUUUUAUAUUAAUGGUCCUCUGGAAGUGCUGUUGGCUAUCAAUAGGUAUACUGAGAUAUGUAUUCCGCAAUUUAGAAGUGGGUUCAAGAUACGAUCUUUUUACAAUGUAGGUUUUUACAGGGAUCUUUACUUUGUAAUCAUAAUAUUAUUUUGAUAAAAGGUGUUAUAACGUUGUAAAGCAAUAACUUACAGUAUCAAAAGCAUAACAAUAGAAUAUAUGCAGGGCCGGGCGCGAGGGGGGGGACGGAGAGGGGGGGGGGACGGGGGGGACGGAGGGGGGGGGGUACCUCCCCCCCCAGAAAAAAAAUUUUGAAAAAAGUUAAACGUGGUCCCCCCUGUGGAUUUUCGGAAAAAAAAUUUUCGCAAAAAAUCGGCACAGCUACCUGUGCCGAUUUUUUGGACCCCCGCCCCCAGAUCAAAAGUCCCCGCCCGGCCCUGAAUAUAUGUAAUUUUAGAUACUUAUGGCAAUAAUAAUUGUGUUUAUCAUAAGUGCAACAAUGUGGAUGUUCACUGGAGAUGGUUGUAACAUGUACUACUUUUGUUACCGUCACAGUGUCUACAAAGACUGCUACAAGAUUGACUACGUUCAUGCUCGUAACUAUAUUAUAUACACUUGUCUGGUAGUUGAACUAGUGAUAUAUCUUGUUAUUGUGGGUCACAUACGAACACAGCGCACUCUAUAUGGCCAAGAGUUGAAGUUAAUGGGACCGGAGAGGAGGCUGCUGGUUAUGAGUAUCGUACACUUUGUGGUUACGUUGUGGAGACAGGCUGUGCAACAUGUUAACAACGCUUUCUUUGUCUAUUCGGUAAGGUAAAAUACGUUUUGGUUAUACGCAUUUAUAAGUUACAGGAAAAAGGCUUGUAAUAUUUUAAGUUUAAGGGUAUUUUUUAAAAGUAUUGUCAUCUACAUUAUUCUUAAUCUUUUAGCCGUUCUCUCAAGUUUCGUCAAUUACGGUAGUAGCGUUAUCAGAUGUUGUCAAUUCGAUUCUGCCAUUGUUCUUCAACAAGUAAGUUGAUGUGCUAACCAACAACAUACUAAUUAUACUUUAAUGUGGUUUAAUGUACGUAUUUAGACCUUUACUGAACGACAUCAGAAGGCUGUGUUUCUCUGGAGACUUGAGAUUGUUCACAGCACGGUCUUCUGUACUCAGCACGGGUUCUGUUCGGACGCAGAGUAUUGGUGCUUAA
Messenger RNA from Bursaphelenchus okinawaensis, 1585 nucleotides. Lineage: Eukaryota; Metazoa; Nematoda; Chromadorea; Rhabditida; Aphelenchoididae. The record is from the annotation of a GenBank genome assembly.